UCAAAUAAUCACUUUAAAAAAGGUCUCAGCUGGCCACGCCUGCCCGGGAGUGCCUAGCUGAGCAUCAGUGCCAUUGGCCCUCUGCGUUGGGUGGGGCCUGACUAGUGACUGCUUAGGCACCAUGCCUCGGAAAAGGAAACAUUGUCAGCGUUCAGCCCCCCCUCAGUUGGCUGAAGUCACUGCUCCAGAAGCCCCAGUCCUGGCCCGGGUUGGCUCACGGUGCCGCGCACAGCUGGGUCGCAGGACUAGGACGCCAAGCUACUUUCCCUUCAGCUUCCUGCCAGUAGACUGUCAGCUCCAUGUCUUCUCUUUCCUUUCUGAGGUGGAGAAGUGCACAGCUGCCUUGGUCUGUGAAGCCUGGAGCAAGCUGAUCCGCACCCCCAGGCUCUGGAGGGUGGCUGACUUCAUAAGACUUGGGGCCUUCCACUCAGGGAUGGAUUUGGUGCUGGUUUCUGCCAGAGAAUUUGAGAGGAGGAAAGAGGGGGUCCACCAGUAUGCCUAUCACCUGACCUCUCGUGGUGCUAGCCUGCUUGUCCUCCGGGCCAGCUUUGACCUGGGUGACCAGAAGACCAAAUGGGCUGACUUCCUUUCACGCUUUUUGGACAGUGUCCACUGUGGGGAGUUGCAGGAGCUGGAGCUCAACUGGACCUUGACGCACCUGGAACCGCCCGACUUCUACCCGUCCGGCAACGGCAGCAUGCUGCAGGUCAGCUUGAUCAAAAUGGAGCAGAUCAGCAACUUCCAGACCCUUCUGGAGAAGCUUAUCCAGAGGUCCCCAAAGCUCACCAGGAUGAAGCUGCCCUUUGACUGGUCUGCACACUCGGUUGCCAUGCUUACCCAGUUCCAGCAGCUUCACACCUUGGAGCUGAAAUACUUCGGGAGCUUCAAUGGGGUUUGCCCAGAGAUCAUGCGGGAUCUCGCCAAAGCCCUGCCCCACCUCAAGACUCUAAUCCUUCAUGUGCUGGUGCCAGUCAAAGACUUGGGCAUCUCCUAUUCCCUGGAAUCCAGAUCCCUGGAGUACUUGGAUGUGUCCCAGAGCCGCGGCCUGGUGUUCUAUCACCUCGACCUGCCCUCCUUGAGGGUGCUGAGGAUCAAGAAGACAGUUCGGGGCAUCAUCCUGAACCGGAGAACUAGGCUGGCUCUUCAGAGUCGCUGGUCCUGUCUGUACAGCUUGUUACGGAAUGGCACGCCCAGCCUCCGGGUGUUCAACAACCAGGUGCUGCUGCCGCACUGGCGGGAGCAGACAUACAAGGAGCUCAAUGCCUUGCUGCUGCAAUCGUGCUACUGUGUUCAGCACUCGGACACAUGGUUACUGUAAAGCUUGAUGGUGAAGGGAACAGCAAAGAGAACGUGGCCUCUCUUGUAUCUACUGGUGUCAGUGGAGGGGGUGGAUAGCACAGAGAGACCAUGUGUCUGCCUUGGGAGGGGCCAGAUAGCCUGUCUCUCGGGGCCGAGCAGUUGUCAGGUUUCAGGAGAGGAUGUGUCUAGGCCCAGAGCUGACUUAAAACGGGAGGCUGGCUGAGGAGUAUGUGAAGGGAAGGAGACUGCUUCUUGGCUACCAGGAGAGUAAAUGUUCUGUUCCCCAUCGCUGUUCCCUGCUUGUCGUUUGUAAGGACACCGUAUGCCAUAAAUGACGGUUCGUGCUGCUCACGGGGGGGAAGGGCCCUGACUCCUGCACACAGUAAAAUUACAGCCAAA
Molecule: messenger RNA, 1698 nt
Organism: Pelodiscus sinensis (Chinese soft-shelled turtle)
Lineage: Eukaryota; Metazoa; Chordata; Testudines; Trionychidae
Source: RefSeq, a predicted model, not a curated record